Messenger RNA from Sclerotinia borealis F-4128, 1350 nucleotides. NCBI's taxonomy places the organism in Eukaryota, Fungi, Ascomycota, Leotiomycetes, Helotiales, Sclerotiniaceae. The record is from the annotation of a GenBank genome assembly.
AUGGGUACUACUGAGGACCCAUGGGUCGUCCCAAUAGACGCCACUGGCGCAAGCACAUCCACCACUGCAGAUACCAAAACACCCAGUAGCCUUAAAGCUCACAUCCGCGCUACUUUCCAUGAAAGUCCCUUCACUGCUGAUGUACUUUCGAAUCGAUCCGACGCGCUGAACCCAGACCCAUUAAUUCAGCUAUUUGCUAAUGAAGCUGAUGAAUCGCCUGCCAGACUCUAUAUCAGACAUUUGUUUUCAGUAUUCGAGGAUACUGUUGCACAACAAUACGAGGCUGAAGCAAACCUCGAAGCGGAGCAAACAAACAUUCAAAAUGAAUGCGUCGCUCGCGUAGCCGUUGAAGAAAACCUCGCCACAACCCAAGCUCAGCUUGUAAGAGUACAAACACAACUCAGGGAACAAAAUAACACGCCAGCUGCUGCAGCGCAGAAUCCGAAUAAUAGAAUUCCCCAGGCCCGCCAAACCACACACAAUCCCGAGCCUUUUAAAGGAGAAAAGACAAACGCAUUGAUACGACAAGAGGAAUACAUUUCCUGGAAAAUAGGCUUGCAACUCUGCUGGGGACAAGAUACUGCUUAUUUCGAUACCGAGAGAAAGAAGCUUUUUCACCUUGCUACAUUACUCGAGGGCUCUGUAAGACAAGAAAGACAAAAGGACAUACAGGCUAUCCUGAACAACACUUCGCCAUUUGUGACAGCCGAUGCCUUUUUGGGAAAGCUUGACGGACUCUAUAUCUAUGUUGAUAUGGAAAGAGAUGCCUCAAUCAAGUUUGACAAACUCAAGAUGACAGAAAAGCAGUCCUUUGCUUCCUUCUACUCUUCUUUAGAAAAGCUUGGUGAUAUGGCAGAAAAGUCCGAUCGGGAGAUGGUACUAGCCUUGAAACAAAAGGUUACUACUGGAUUAAAACAUAUGGUCAUAAUGGAUCACUUACCUUGUGCUGCCAACGAUAUUCAAGGUUGGAAGAACAGAUUUCAGGUCUGGGACCAGAAUAUGCGGGAAAACGCAUGUUACCUUGGAUCCAACUCAAUUGCACCUGCUUCGCUCUGUGUCACUGAAAAAAGUGCUACACCUGCUGUAAACAGAAACCCAAACUCCCGCGGAGGUUCUUUCAGUCACAACUAUAACAGCAGAGGAGGUGCUCAAACACCUGUUCGAGGAAAUUACAACGGCUGGGGACAAGGAAACACAGGAGAUCGUGGUCAUUUUUCGCCUUAUCAACAACAUCGUCUCUAUGCUACACAGGGAUAUGUCGAAGAAGGAGCUGUAGCCCCAUCAGAGAGCGCAUCCAACAUUUCUACAAGCCUCAUUGCCUGUCAAACCUGGGCUACGACGCUCCACUAG